Molecule: messenger RNA, 540 nt
Organism: Chilo suppressalis (striped riceborer)
Lineage: Eukaryota; Metazoa; Arthropoda; Insecta; Lepidoptera; Crambidae
Source: the annotation of a GenBank genome assembly
AUGGCCACGAACGGACGUACGAAGCGUUCUCAGUCGAUAUGUGCGCCGGCUUCCGCGAGUAUGGAGGCGCUCGCGGCGCCGAUGGAGACCACGCCGGCGCCGCGCCGUCGCCCCGCCACGCGUUCCCAGUCCGCCAGGAUCACCGGUGGCCGCUCCGUCCGCCAGCGACGACAGCAGCAGCAGCAGCAACUCGACCGGGAGACCAGAGCUCGCUAUAGCUCUGAACCUCGACUCGCCGAAACGGAAACUCCACCGCAAGUCCGCAGGCAGGCCUCCGCCCGCCGCCGCCCGCCUCCCGGCCAGCACAGCCAACCGCGACGCUCCAACGCCUUCCUCGACGUCCCUCGCAACACGCUCCAGCCUGACGAGGAACCAGACGAGGACUCCUACCGACUCCGCACCUUCAACAUCACCCAGAAAGGAGGCGCGCCGGCCCCGCGCGUGUGCCAGUCGCGGCGCGAUGAGUUUUCAAGUGUCGAUUCUGGAUUUCUGCGUAAGCGGAAGAUCGGGUCGGAGACGCAGAUCGAGAAACACGGUUAG